CCCCAGUGCGCCUCGCGGGGCGGGACGUGGGUGGCGCGGGGUCGCUGCUGAUUGGGUCGGUGCGAGCCAAGGAGGAGUCCUACGGGAAGCUGAGGCGUGGGAGGACCCACGUGUAAGGAGGAGGAGGAAGAAGAGGACCAAGUGUUUCUGGCUAGAUACUUCAGGAGCCGCGACUUUUGGCGCAGCGUCAAGCGCGGGACCCUGCUGCGCAGUGGCUGCAAGCGGCAGUCCCAGCACCCACUCCAGCCUCUUCCUCCUCCAUGACGGCUCCUCCUCCUCCGGGGACUGGGAAGGUGAUGCUUCCCGGACCUCCAGACCGGCUCCAGUCGGGCCAAGUGGCCCCCAAGACCCUCCUGGUGACCCCCCUGGCCGUCCAAAGCCCCUCCGAUGCACGCGUGCCUCUGGGCCAGAUCCCUCCCCGGGUGGUGCCUUCCUCCGAGGAGACCUUGGCCCCCAAAGUGGCCUCCCAGGCCACCUCCGCCCUGCAGUUACCUGCCAACUUCCAGAUUGCACCCGGAACAGUUCUUGUCAGAAGUAAUACUGGUCAACUGAUAUUGGUGUCGCAGCAAGCACUAGUGCAAGCCCAAAGCCAGACCCAAAGUAAUGCAAGUGUAAGGUGGACAGUGCCCACACUUUCAUCUACAGUCAAACUACAGAAUCCACAGAACUCUGUAAGUCAAGUACUUAAAGUACUACCAGCUCCUGUUAAAACGGUGCCUCGGACAACUCAUCCCAUUAAGAAAUCUGUAAUCCAGUCAGUAUCAUCAACAAAAAGUAAUUCCACAAAUAUGAUGAUAAAAGGACCAUUGGCAAACCCUCCUGCUUUUGAUUUUCAUAUACAGCCUGUUGCUCCAAAGCCAGUUCCUGAUGCAGACAGUACAACAGUAGCACAGGCCAGCACUUCUGCAGAAAUGCUGGAAAAUGCGCAAAAGUGCAAAAACUUUCUUGCAACACUUAUAAAACUGGCAUCCAGUGGAGCUCAAGCACCCGAAAUGGGGCAGAAUGUGAAGAAUCUGGUAGAAAAUCUGUUGGAAGCUAAAAUUGAACCAGAAGAAUUUACGAAAAAGCUGUACAUUGAGCUGAAAUCUUCCCCGCAGCCAUGUCUUGUUCCCUUUCUUAAGAAAAGUGUGCGUGCCUUAAGGCAGCUCAUUCCAGACCCACAAACCUUUAUACAGCAGUGUCUCCAGCAAUCUGUACCAAGAACAGCUGCUUCUACUUGUGCGACUGCACUAUCAUCUGUUUCUGCAGUGGCUAACAGCACUCCCUUGACGUUCCAAUCUGCAAGGACGGUCCUUAGAACUUCAGUGGGAAUCUCCUCUCCCCAGACCUCUGUCCCAGUCCCCUGCACGUCUCUGGUGACAAGAGGAUCUGCUUCACUUCAGCUUGUCCAACCAGAUCACGCUUUGCCCUUGGGGACACUGUCUCUUCAAGGUGCCAAUUCUGUUCCCCCCACUCAACUGGCAGCAGAUAUAACCACUGUGAAGACUGUACAGCCAACCUCCUCUGUGGCAGUAGUGAAAACAAGUAACACUCUCCUUCCAAUUAUAAAGCCCAUGCCUACCCCUGUAGCAGUAUCUUCUGCUGCAUGUGCUGCUCUUAAUUCUGGAAAGGCAGUAUCACCAUCUGCUGUUGCAACAUCUCUUCAGGUGGGAAAGCCAGCUUUGACAUCUAGUGCUUUAACAACCUCCAGUAAGGCAGUUGCUACAACGCUCCCAGUCACUGGGAAACCAAUUGCAAUUAGAGUUGCCUAUCCCAAUUCUGUCAUUUCCCAACCUGCCCGGACUUCACAGCCUGUAACAGUGAAGCAGCUGAUUGUCCAGCAGGCAUCAGGAAACGCCGUGAAAAAAGUGAGCACACUUCAGCAGGCUUCUGCACUCUCUUCUGUGAACAAAGCAAGUGGGAAAAUGCCUUUAAAUACUGUUAUCCAUACUAACCAACUUCCUUCAGGUUGCAUUGUGAAACAAAUUACCCUGCCAGGAAACAAAAUUCUGUCGCUUCAAGCAUCUCCUGUUCAGAGAAAUAAAAUAAGAGCGAACGGAACAACAUCCUUCAGAGAUGAAGAUGAUAUCAAUGAUGUUACUUCUAUGGCUGGAGUCAAUCUGAGUGAAGAGAGUGCAUGCAUAUUGACAUCUCAUUCUGAAGCAGUUGGUUCAGUCAUCCAGUCUUGUCCUGAAGAACUCCUCCUUUCUUCAGAUGUACUACAGAAGAAGAUCAUAGAAAUAGGUAAAAAGCAUGGCAUUACGGAAGUUAAUUCGGAUGUUCUGAACUUGAUCUCCCAUGCUACACAGAAGAGAUUAAGAGGGCUUCUGGAGAAACUGACUGUAAUUGCUCAACAUCGCAUGGUGACCUAUAAGGAGAACGACAACUACACAGUAUCUAAUGAUACGCGGGCUCAACUUACAUUUCUUGAGCAGCUGGACCAGGUAGAGAAACAGAGAAAGGAUGAAGAAGAAAGAGAGAGGCUGCUCCGUGCAGCUAAGAGCCGUUCCAAUAAAGAAGAUCCGGAACAGCUGCGAUUAAAGCAGAAAGCAAAAGAGAUGCAGCAAUUAGAGUUUGCACAGAUGCAGCAAAGGGAAGCUAAUCUUGCAGCUCUGGCAGCUAUUGGGCCAAGAAAGAAGAGGACGCUGGAUUCCUCGAGCCUUGCCUCUGGACUGGAGGGUGUCAAUAGAUUAUCCAACCGUGUGAAGCUACCUCUUCAUCCAAGAAUGACACGCAUCUGCCUCAGGGACUUGAUCUUCUGUAUGGAACAAGAGAAGGGGAUGAAGCAUUCCUUAGCCUUGUACCGAGGUCUUUUGAAGUAACAGCUAUGCUUCUUUUGCAUUUCAACUUACCAUCAUUCCUUGACAAAGAAUACCUGCUUGUACUAUCCUGAAGUCUGUUCUGGAAAACAGUUAGUUGCAAUAAAUAGACUGUUCAGUGGACAGUGGAUCCAUGUUUGACUUUUGAAUGUCCUUUGAGACAAAUAGGUUUGGGUCCUAUUUAGUUUCUUGCCAAUCACAUUUGUCAAUAUAUCUGUCUGUAAUACUGUUCUCUGAAUAGUGUGCCUCUAGUAUUGUGGUUAGGAAAGAAGGGUAUGACGAAUGUAUUUAAUCAUGAACCAGCAGUCUGCCAAUUUGCCAGCAUAUUGCCUACAGGAUUCAACCACUCUAGAUGGCCUAGUUUUAGAGCUCUGUGGUAUAGUUGAAAGAGAAACCACUUGGGUGUAGGCCAAAGAAGUGCCAAAGUGAAAUCUAUAAUCUACUUUCGAUAAAGGAAGAAGCCCUACUGGCAUGGUUUGUGUUGCCAGUGCUCAGGACAGAUUUGGAGCUCUAUGAGCUAUGGGUCUUUAGAAAUAUUGUUUUCCAAAUAACCCAAUGGCAUCCCAUUGGAUGCAGUUAGCAAAUGGUGAAUGGUCCUUUAAUUUUCAGUAUAUAAAGUGGCUUAAGAUGCAUUUAAUUUUGCAUCAGUGUGUAGACUUUAAAGCAGGGAAUUCUCCUUGAUGAAUAUCAAGGUUAAAGACACACUCUGCUUUAUGCAAAAUAUAGGAUUGUUUGAUUUCUUUCUUCCAGUGUUACAGAGUGGGAAGAACAUAUUUAAGAAAUAUCAGGGAUUUAAUCACAAGACUUGGAAAUUAUUCUUAAAGGGGAUGGCAAUUAUACCCGGGGCAUAACUGUCUUGCCAAGAUCCCCAGGCUCCUUUCCUACAAGAAUCAAUGUAAAGAGAGCAGUUUGGUUGGCUAUUGAAAGCUUAAUCCACUUCCUAGCCUGUUUCAGGUCCAGAAUAGUCUCUCAUUUUUUUCAAAUCCAGAAGGAAACAUCUGGUCAUGUUUUUUGUUUUGUUUAGUUUUUGUUUUGGAAAAGGGACAGGUGCGGCCCUCCCAUGUCUCUGUGUUUGAGUGUGUGUAAAUAAGGUGGAGGCAGCUCCUAGGCCAUUGGCAGCUGUCUGCCCCUUUUUUGACUUCGGCUUUAUAGCAGAAGAAAGAAUUUGCUGUUGCACUUGGGAAAGAGCACAAAACUGUUCAGGGAAUCAAAGAAAUGGUUACGCUGCAUUUCAGAAGUUUCUGCUUAUUUCUUUAUCCCCAAUAGCUUUUGAAGGAGUUGGUUCUAAAGAUCCACGUGCAAUCAUAUUUAGCACUUUUCUACAAAACCUCCACUUUACUGUAUAUUUAAUGCGUUAGCAUAAGUGUGCAAUGGAAUGUGUAGGAAAGACAGCAACUGAAUGUAAUUAAAAUCUUUAUUUUUAAAGGUUCCUACAGCUUUUUGCUAUGCCAUUCUACAAAUAUAUUUAGCUGGGGGAGAAAACCGUGAAACUUUGAAACACCAGGACUGCUGACAGUAUUUUGGGUUUUUAAUCUAGCCAUGGUUUUCCUGUUAGGAAAAUUGAAAAUGAUGUUAAUUAAAACAAGGGCAGGCUCUAAGACUGUACUUUGGUUAGUGGAAUCCUAUAAAGGGUGAAGUAUGAUAUCUCUUUCCCAUUGACUUUCUAUGUGAAAAAUCUAUGCCAGAUUGUGAAUAAACCUUCUAGAGUGAAUUUUUGGACAGCUCUGGAUUACAUGGGAUGGGAGAGAAAAGAAGUAUUGAUGUUCUACUGAAUUGUAAUCCCAAUGCAGCAAAUUGAUCAUAAAUGCAUUUUAUAAAAUGGUUCUCCUGACUAUGAACCAUUAAACAGCAAAAUAUUGAUGGGAUCCAGAAAAAAUGUUUUUUAUUAUGAAUGCUUAUCUUUACUUUGUUUGUAAAGUGCAGCAUUUUGUUGUUGUUGUAUUCAGUUAUACUGAUAGAUGUUCUAAAUUUAUUUUAAAUACUGCAUUAAAGUAACUAUUUUAUUAAAAAAAAGGUUAAGAGUUUUUACUGUAUUAAAUAUAAAGAAGUGGCAUUAUUACCUAAACACUGUAUACUUAUCUGGAUGUUUUCUUAGUUCUUUCCAUUUAAUGUCGAGUUCUUCUUGGAGUUGUUUUGCCUCUGAGACAACAAAGGGGGUCUGAUUCAAACAGGUGAGACAGUUCCUGCUUCUUGGCAGGGGGUUGGAUGGUCUGAGAGAUCUCUUCCAACUCUAUGAUUCUAUGUGUAUCUAGGUAUCUGUGCUGAUUAUGAAUAAAUAUGGGAAUUGAGGGGGUCUAUUCAUUCCACAAAAAACAUAUCUUUGAAAGGUUGGAAACUAGCCCCUCUUUAUUUCCUCCCUUAAGUCAGGUGGUAGACCAUUCCCAAGCCGUCCUCCAUCCAUGCCUUGGCUGCAUAGCAUGCCCUUUGCCUCCAUAAUUUAAUGUUUCUACCUUUUUUGCUUCCAGUAUUGGAAUUGAUCUGGAGGAACCGUCUUAAAUUCUAAGCCUUGAAGCAAUGGAGGGCAGCAAGACACAGUGAUUGUGUUUUACUCCCUUCCUUCAUGUGCUUUUUCUGUAAUAAACAGACCUGCAGCCAUGUGUAAACAAACCCCAGGGCACACAUGACUUUACACAUGGUUGCACUCCACAUCUGGUUGGCCCUCAGACCUGCACUCAUCAUUCAGUUGACAAAGAACAUUAUCUUGAAACCAGAUUAAACAUCUGUGAGAUAAUUCCAUCAUAAAGCGAGCCAUUAAUUCCUGAGCUAGGGAGGACAGGGAAGUAGAGUGAAUUUAUCCCAAACAUAUCUGCUGACAAAAGGGAGGUACCUGCUGCGACUCUACAUAAUUUGAAACUCUAACCCUCCCUCUCAUCAGUGCCUUGGAUGAUGUAGUUCCUUGUGGAGAGAUACAGUAGUGUCUCCCAGUAUUCCUAGUGGAAAUAGAAUAACCUGACUUCAUUUGAUGCUCAGUGUGGGUAGAUCCCAAGGUUAAGUAAUUUCCUUACAGUUAUUGUUACACUUGAAUUACAGUCCUUGUUUAAUGUGCCUCCAAUUUUAAUUCAAGAAAGAAGUGCAGAUCUGCUGCCAGAAGUUGGGUAAGCAUAAGAAAACCUGCGUGGCCGGGUGUACCUUGGGAACACCCAUUGUUUCCACUGAGGUUAAUUGUAUUUUGGUUUGGCUGCAGAUCAUUUCAUGGUGUAACUUCCUUUAUAAUUAUCAACCCUCUUUUAAAUAAUGGAACUGAGUGAUUAUUUACAGUCUGAUAUUCAGAUAGAGAUGCCUAAUUUUCUCUGGAUUGAUUGCUGCAAUUUGAGAUGGUAACGCUUAACUUGUCUCUGAUAAGGAAACUAAUUAUUUAUUAAACUGGAUAUAUUGGGAACUAGAUUUACUUGGAACAACUGCAUUAUAUGUAAGUUAGGUUUGGCUUCCUAGUUUUGUUUGAUUAUAUGUCACAAAAUUCUAAACAUUUUAGAUCUGGCAAAUUGCAUGAUAACUAUUCUCUUGAGCACAAAUAAUAUUUCCACACAAGGCCAAGUUCCACUUCUUUUUGGGAUGACAUGGGUAAGAUGUUCAUUUCUGAAAUGUCUCCCAGAAUUGGUCUAUAAUCAAUACUUUACUUUUCAGUCACAGUACGUUCCGGUCAAAGUGUAAAGCUUUCCAGAAUAUCUGCUAUUAGUCAGCAUGGUUAUGAUUCAGAGUGUAAAAGUAACAUGUUUCAAAUAAUACUGUUAACUAUAAUGAAUUACUUUGGAGAUGAUAAGAAUGAAGUUAUAUUUCA
This is a messenger RNA of Anolis carolinensis (green anole), 6576 nucleotides long. RefSeq names its product TATA-box binding protein associated factor 4b (gene taf4b). The transcript is spliced from 15 exons. Bases 261 to 2801 code for a protein of 846 amino acids. The record is from RefSeq and is a predicted model, not a curated record. NCBI's taxonomy places the organism in Eukaryota, Metazoa, Chordata, Lepidosauria, Squamata, Anolidae. Gene Ontology annotation, biological process: DNA-templated transcription; transcription initiation at RNA polymerase II promoter. Gene Ontology annotation, cellular component: transcription factor TFIID complex. Gene Ontology annotation, molecular function: RNA polymerase II general transcription initiation factor activity; protein heterodimerization activity; DNA binding.